Rangifer tarandus platyrhynchus (Svalbard reindeer) is the source of this 1765-nucleotide messenger RNA. Lineage: Eukaryota; Metazoa; Chordata; Mammalia; Artiodactyla; Cervidae. The record is from the annotation of a GenBank genome assembly.
AUGCGCCCUAAGGUGUCGGGGCCGGGUUCUGCCGGGACCCGGCUGGGACCCGGGGGUCCGGAGGCAGUAGCCGCAGCUCCUCCACCCGCAACCAGUCCGGCUCCGGAGCCCUCUGCAGUGCCUGAACCCGCCUCUGCGCAAGCACCCGCGACCGGACAGAGAGCAGGAUCCGGUUCCGCAGCCGUCUCGGGACUCCCAGCCGGGGCUCGCCGGGCCUCGUCCGUACCCGACAACUCGGAUGCGUCGCGGACUCGCUUCAUAUUCCAAGGGCCGCCCUUUGGUCCCCGAGCCAGUGGCCUGGGGACUGGCAAGGCGACGAGCAUCUUGCAGACACCGGCUGCCUACAUCGGCCAGCGGCCUGGGGUGUCCGGCCCCGAGCGCGCCGCCUUUAUUCGGAAGCUGGAGGAAGUACUGUGUCCUGACCUACGUCCGCCUGUCCAGAAGAUCACCCAAGAAGAGGUCAAAGUGAUGUUAAGUUUGCUGGAGGAGAGAGAGCGGGACCUGAACACGGCAGCCUGCAUUGGCCAGUCCCUGGUGAAACAAAACAGUGUUCUGUUGGAGGAGAACAGCAAGCUGGAAGCCAUGCUGGACUUGGCCAAGGAGGAGAUUUUACAUCUCAGACAGCAGGUGAGCCUGCGGGAUGACCUCCUUCAGCUGUACUCAGACUCUGAUGAGGAGGAGGAUGAAGAUGAAGGAGAGGAAGAGGAGGAGAGGGAUGAAGAAGAAGAGCAGAGGCCUGAGCAUCCCUGUGAAGCCUCAGAGCUGACUCCUGUGAUGGAGUCAGAGUCGCACCACUGCCCGCAGCAGGAGGCCCUGCAGGAGCAGCUGCGGCUACUGGAGGAGGAGAAUGAGCAGCUUCGAGAGGAGGUCUCUCAACUCGACGACCUUGAGGAGGAGGAGCAGAUAUUCAUCCUGGAUUGUGUGGAGCAGUUUUCGGAGGCCAGCCAGCAGAUGGCUGAGCUGUCGGAGGUGUUGGCGCUCAGGAUGGAGAACUAUGAACAGCAGCGGAAGGAGGUCGCCCAGCUGCGGGUCCAGGUCAUGAAGCUGCAGCGGCGCUGCUGCUGGUAUGGGGCUGAGACUGAGAAGUUGCAGAAGCAGCUGGCUUCGGAGAAAGAAAUUCAGAUGAAGCUCCAGGGUGAGAGCCUGUCGGCGGGUCCCCAGCUGCAGGACCUGCAGGAGAAGUACUCGGGGUUUGGGGACAUGCUGAUGGAAGCCCAGGAGGUGGCGAAGACCCUCCGCCAGCAGGCCCCGGCGUCCGCGGGCUCCGUCACCCACUGCACAUACACUGUGCCUCUAGAGGCACUUCCUGAUUUCCAGGAGACCCUGGUUGAGGAACUCAGAAUGUCUAUAAGGAGGAUUAUCUCAGACCCUGUGUUUUUUAUGGAAAGAUAUGAGCCAUGCUACAGAGAGGAGCGAGCACAGGAGCAGGGGCUCGAGGCUGGAGAGGGGCUGAUGCCGGCCGAGGAUUUUGUGCCUGCGGAAGAGCUGGUGCCCGAGGAGGAGGAGCUGGGGCCCACAGAAGAGGCAGCGCCAGCUGAGGAGGGGGUAAUAGAGGAGGCGGAGCUGGUGUCUGAAGAAGCUGAGGCCUGGGAGGACCUGGGGCUGGAGGUGGAUGAAGCGACUCAGAUGAACAUGGUAACCUCAGCCCUGGAGGCCAGUGGCUUGGGCCCCUCGCACCUGGACAUAAAGUAUGUCCUCCAGCAGCUGGCCAACUGGCAGGAUGCCCAUUUCAGGCAGCAGCUGAGGCAGAAGAUGAUCCAGAAAG